AGAAUGUGGGGGUGAGCCUUGAGAAAUAGGAGGAGCCUCUGAACGACUAGAAAUGUCAAUCAGAGCAAGGAGUCCCAAUAAUCUAAGGCAAUCUGUAAGGACCUGACCUUAGUCCAUUCAGAUCAAUAGGGGAGCGAGGGAGGGGAGAGCGCGAGCGGAUCGUUUACACUCGGCCGUUGUGGAGGAAAUACAGACUUCCCUUUGCACUCGGCGCUCGCUGUAAAGUGGAUAUCGCAGCGCGCAUCGAGAAGGGCGACUCGCCGCUUUUGUUGUGAUCGCAGCAGUUCCUUUCUGUUUUUUUUUUUUUUUCGUCUCCCCCCUUCUCCUUCUCCUUCUCCUUCUUCCCUUUCUUCCCCGACCACGAUGUCCUUCCCGCAGCUGGGAUAUCAGUACAUCCGGCCGAUAUACCCGCAGGAGAGGCAGGGCAUGGGCGGCGGGCGCAGCGGUCCCGAGCUGAGCCCGUCCGGCGCGCUCUCCAGCGUGCUGUCUUCCAUGUAUGGAUCCCCGUUCGCCGCCGCGCAGACCUACGGAGCUUUCCUCCCUUACUCCAACGACCUGUCCAUUUUCAACCAGCUGGGAGCUCAGUAUGAGCUAAAGGACAGUCCAGGGGUCCAGCACCCAGCGUUCGCCCCUCAUCACGCUGCUUUCUACCCCUACGGCCAGUACCAGUUCGGUGACCCGUCCAGACCCAAGAAUGCCACCCGCGAGAGCACGAGCACCCUGAAGGCCUGGCUGAGCGAGCACCGGAAGAACCCGUACCCCACCAAGGGCGAGAAGAUCAUGCUGGCCAUCAUCACCAAGAUGACCCUCACCCAAGUGUCCACCUGGUUCGCCAACGCCAGGAGGAGGCUGAAGAAGGAGAAUAAGAUGACGUGGACGCCCCGGAACCGCACAGACGAAGAAGGGAACGUGUACGGCAGCGACCACGAGGGCGAGGACGGGGACAAGCGCGAGGACGAGGAAGAGAUCGACCUGGAAAACAUUGACACGGAGAACAUCGAGAGCAAGGACGACUUGGACGAGCAGGACGAGUUGCACUCCGAUUUGAAGCUGGACGGCAGCUGCGACUCGGAGAUCUCAGACGGCUAUGAGGAUUUACACGGACCUGAGCCAAAGUUUUUGAAAGCCGUGGUCAAAGAGGGCAAAGACGCGCACGCGGACCGGGCAGAGCACUUCCACCACCACCACCAUCAUCACCACCUCCACCACCACGCUCUGGACCUCAAAACGCAGCCGCCCAACGGCGAGCAAAUCAAACUCAACCAGGUCCCCAACUCUCCCCCCAACGAAAACAACGCGCCCCCAGUCCAGAAACCCAAGAUCUGGUCUCUGGCCGAGACGGCCACGACCCCGGACAAUCCCCGCAAAUCUCCCCUAAUGAAUGGGACCUCCUCCGGGCCCGGCGCCCAGACCAUCGUCCCGCCUCACAGACUCAUCUCGUGUCCCGUUGGGAAAAUUCAGAACUGGGCGAACCGCGCGUUUUCCGCGCAUCAGCUCGCCUUACUGAACUCGAACCAUUAUUUGGGACUGGCCAACCAGGCUUCGGCCCUCUACUCCAACAGGCAAGCGGAGGAGCGGAGUCCCAGCUCAGAGACUGCGGCCACAGGUACAUGCCACCCUCACUGAGACUGUCCGGAGACUUUUACAGGCUUGUUAAGAACACUGCUUUCCUUUCGGUAGACCUUACGCCUCAUGUUUUUUCUUUUUUCAAACCUCUACUUUCAAUGGCUUCACAAAACACGUCAAAAUGUGGCAUGAGAAGAGAGAGAAACAGAAGGAGCAUGCUCAAGCACAGGGAAGGAAAAGGCCAAUUCAAAUACUUUCAUAUGUAUUUUGUCCUUGAACUCCUCAUUUUUAUCUGGAUAACCUUUAAAUUUGAAAUCAACAGGGGUGUUGGCGUUGGCGUUUCUGGAACGUGUGCUGGCUGGCUUUAGACGUUAGCUGUGAAAAAAAGACUCAAAAACUUUCGGUAUGUUAAGUCUAAAUUGAUUGUGUUGCUGUUAUGAUUUCAGAGAUUUUAGUGCCUUGGACGCAGAGAACAAGUAAAAACAGCCAAGAACAGACACUUGUUUACGCAGAUGAUUACUUAAUAUGAACCUGCUCCACUGUUUUCUUUUAUUGGACUAUUCAACAGACGCUAUAUAUAUAUAUAUAUAUAUAUAUAUAGCUGAAUUCCUCUUGUGCUGUUUAAUGUGAAACGUCACACCAAGCAUCCGUAAUCUCAAGCGCGUCGUUUGGCAAUAAUUCAAAUAAUUCAAAGGAAUAACGCGAUUCCCUCCUUAACCUUCUCGCGCAAUUAAGUUUCCCAUUUUAAUUUGAAUUUUCCACCUCUUAUUCCCCAAACCCUUUACUGUUAAUUUCCCAUGUCUCCCGUAGGCCUCAGAACCCCACUUGAAGCUGCCAUGGUGUUAUCAGCCCUUUCCUCCUCCUAGGGGCUCUUUUUGUCUUUUAUAAAUCUCCAUUUUAACCUGUUUUAAGGAAUGUUUAAAAAAAAGAAAGAAAAAAAGAAAAAAGUGGAAUAACAGCCCUCCUGUAUACUUACCUUGUAAGCAUGUCUUGUGUAAAAUUGCUAAUGCAAUGCUGUAAGAAACUGUAGUCUGUGAGUUUAUUUUUUGUUUUGUUUUUGUUUGUUUUUCUUCUUUUUUUUCUGUUCUUUCGUUUUGUAAGUUCUGUGAGGAUUUAAUGUUGAAAUUGUUUUGUAUAUAUAACGUAAAGAAAAUGUACAUACUUGUGAUCCAAAAUUGUACAACAAAGUAUAUAUUUUGGCUAAUAAAUGAACCGCUGCAACUUAAAGCAA
Molecule: messenger RNA, 2797 nt
Organism: Pygocentrus nattereri (red-bellied piranha)
Lineage: Eukaryota; Metazoa; Chordata; Actinopteri; Characiformes; Serrasalmidae
Gene: irx3a
Product: iroquois homeobox 3a
Exons: 2
Coding region: 364-1626 (420 amino acids)
Biological process (GO): cell development; regulation of transcription by RNA polymerase II; neuron differentiation
Cellular component (GO): nucleus
Molecular function (GO): DNA-binding transcription factor activity, RNA polymerase II-specific; RNA polymerase II cis-regulatory region sequence-specific DNA binding
Source: RefSeq, a predicted model, not a curated record